CCUCGAGUGUGUGAGGGGUGUCUGCUCUGGGAGACGACCUGGCCAUCUUUGCCUCUGGCUGACUUGAACCUGACUCACGCUGCCCCCAGCCUCCUGGCUCAGAAACCUGUUCCCUGAUCCCGGUCCCCUGAUCUCUGUGCCCUCCCCUAGCCGUUCCCUGUCUCAGAAGAUCCUCUCCUCCCCCCUGGCCUGGCUGCCUCCUGCUCAGCCCUGGGCCUCAGAUCAGCAGGAAGCCUUCACAGGUCUUAAGUCUGAGUGGGCUUCUCCGAUCCGCCUCUGCCCCUCUGCAACCCUGGGCAUGUUGUGCGGUGCCCAUCUAGUGCCCCCCGCCCCGAUGGUGGGUUUGGGCAGGGAGCCGUGGUGAGAGAAGUCCAGCUGAAGCAGUGGGCAAUGGGCCCAGGGUCGAGUCGGUACAGGCUGGAGCAGUCUGAAGCUUCCAGAAGGAGAGUGGACUCUAACAUCUGUCCCACGGCAGACACCUUGUUUCUCCCCGUCUUCGUGCACCCCAACAGCGGCAACAACAUGACUGCCCCCCAGCCUGCCAUGCCAGAGCUAAGCCCAGCUGAGGAGGCUGGAGGCCCAGCAGGAAAGGCUGCGGUAGAUGCCCGGGAGAAGGGCCCUCGGCUGGGCCAGCGGCUGCCCUCCAUUGUGGUGGAGUCCAGCGAGGUGGGCGCUGUGGAGAGUGGGGAGCUGCGUUGGCCCCCUGAGGGCACCCUGAGGGGGCCAGCCCAGAGCCAGGCUGCUGCCUCCUCACCGAGUGGGCCGGGGGUACCAGGGAAGGCUCCGGAAGAUGCUGGCAGUCAGCAUGCCAGCAGCAAGGCGCAGGCCCACCAGACCCCCCAGUGAGAGGACAGAGCCGUGGCCGGAUUCUGCUGGGGGGGGUGGGUCCUGCCAACCCUGCCCCUGCUCACUGACAGCUGAGAGGGCCCCAGCCCCAGGGAGCAAAGGAGAGCCGGGCCACUGCCUCCUGCUCACGGGGCCUG
Molecule: messenger RNA, 983 nt
Organism: Nyctereutes procyonoides (raccoon dog)
Lineage: Eukaryota; Metazoa; Chordata; Mammalia; Carnivora; Canidae
Gene: LBHD2
Product: LBH domain containing 2
Exons: 3
Coding region: 391-846 (151 amino acids)
Source: RefSeq, a predicted model, not a curated record